Messenger RNA from Jaminaea rosea, 1348 nucleotides. Its product is annotated as Septin 3. The transcript is spliced from 4 exons. The record is from RefSeq and is a predicted model, not a curated record. Gene Ontology annotation, molecular function: GTP binding; GTPase activity; molecular adaptor activity. Gene Ontology annotation, biological process: cytoskeleton-dependent cytokinesis. Bases 109 to 1185 code for a protein of 358 amino acids. Gene Ontology annotation, cellular component: cell division site; cytosol; microtubule cytoskeleton. Lineage: Eukaryota; Fungi; Basidiomycota; Exobasidiomycetes; Microstromatales.
CCUCUCCGUCGCAACCGUAACCUCGUCUCCUCCUCUUCCACCUGCUCCUCAUCGCAGAGCAGAGACCACACACUCUUUGCAACCUCAUCCGGUACGCCCGCUCACACAAUGACCUCCCGCCGUCGCGCAACAAAGAAGGGUGUCUCCUUCUGCCUCAUGGUCGUUGGAGCCUCCGGCGUUGGAAAGACGACUUUCAUCAACACAUUGACCGAGAACGAGACGAUUGGCCACCGCAUCCUCGACUCGGAGACUGCUCACAUCGAAGAGGGCAUUCGCAUCAAACCUGUCAACGUUGAGCUUGACGAGGAUGGCGUACGACUUGGCCUGACCAUUGUCGAUACUCCUGGAUUCGCCGAGAACAUUGACAACGAGUACAGCUUCGCCGAGAUCGUGGGCUUCCUCGAACGCCAAUACGACGACAUCUUGGCCGAGGAGUCUCGAAUCAAGCGUAACCCGCGCUUCAGGGACAACCGUGUCCACGCCCUCCUCUACUUCAUCACUCCUACCGGCCACUCACUUCGUGAGAUGGACAUUGAGCUCAUGCGCCGUCUCUCGCCUCGAGUCAACGUUAUUCCCGUCAUUGGCAAGUCGGACACGAUGACCAAGUCGGAGCUGGCCGUAUUUAAGAAGCGGGUCAUGGAGGACAUCGAGCACUACGGCAUCCCGGUGUACAACUUCCCUUACGAUGUUGAGGAGGAUGAUGAGGAGACGAUCCAAGACAAUUCGGAGCUCAGGGCUCUGAUGCCCUUCGCGAUUGUGGGCUCGGAGGAAGAGGUUGUGAUCAAUGGCGAGCCUGUUCGAGCGAGGCAGUACCCGUGGGGCCUUGUCGAGGUCGACAACCCCAAGCACUCGGACUUCUCGCGCCUCAGGUCCGCCCUUCUCAGCACUCACCUGACCGACCUCAAGGAAAUCACCCACGACUUCCUUUACGAGAAUUACCGUACUGAGAAGCUCUCUCGCACCGUCCACUCAGACUAUGCCGACGCGCCCAUCCCUGGUGAGGAGCUCGCAAACCAAUCGGUCAAGCUCAAGGAGGACCAGCUUCGUCGCGAGGAGGAGAAGCUGCGCGAGAUUGAGCUCAAGGUGCAGAGGGAGAUCCAGGAGAAGCGUCAGGAGCUGCUGGCAAAGGAGGAGAGUCUGCGUAACUUGGAGAGCAGGCUGGCACAACAGGGUCAGGAGGCGUAGGCGUGCGAUGCAGCGCCUUGAGAGCUGUCAGCUUGACAACAUUGACGUUACGAUACCUCACUCGCCCCUUUUCCCUCCGUCUCCAUUUGGAGGCAGGCGGCUACUGCAAGACGAUGCUAGCCUGCUUGCACUCACGCACGCACGCACGCACGUACGUUCGCCU